Molecule: messenger RNA, 7130 nt
Organism: Vigna angularis (adzuki bean)
Lineage: Eukaryota; Viridiplantae; Streptophyta; Magnoliopsida; Fabales; Fabaceae
Exons: 2
Coding region: 1-6975 (2324 amino acids)
Biological process (GO): DNA integration
Molecular function (GO): nucleic acid binding; RNA-DNA hybrid ribonuclease activity
Source: RefSeq, a predicted model, not a curated record
AUGGCGAGCUGGGAGGAGUCACAGGAGUCCCUCAAAACGGAUGUUGGCCAGUUGAAGGACCAGAUCGGCCAGAUCUUGGCGACGCUUGAAUCCAUGAAGACUACUGGAGAGUCUUCAUCUGCGCAUGUUGGGGGGAAUGCUCACCCUUAUCCCCCAAUGUUCAACACUGCGAGCCAAUAUGUUCCUUUCCCACUGUAUGGUUUACCUCCGGGUUACGCUCCUCCUGUAGGAGAGUACUCAGAAGUUGAGCACGCUUCAUUCUCGUUCCCCGCGACUGUCAAUAUACCACCAAUCGGCACUCAGGGACCUGUCUUAGUGUCGGCUCCCAUGGUGGGCACGGGAAUGAAUGAGACCAACACAACUGAUGGAAUUCGGGUGACCCCAGUACCGCAUGUGGUUACUAGGGAGGAUUCUUCAGCCAAAGCUGCACGGCACGCCACGAUGGUUGGGGGAUUCGGUAGCCUCGUUGGAGCUACGGGUAGGUUGGAAAGUCUGGAGGCGAGGUUGAGAGCUGUUGAGGGAGUUGAGAGCUACGGGUUUGGAGAUGCGGCCAGAUUGAGUUUGGUUCCGGGCUUGAAAAUCCCGCCUAAGUUCAAGGCGCCGGAGUUUGAAAAAUAUAGGGGUAACACUUGCCCUAAAAGCCAUGUGACCAUGUACUGCAGAAAGAUGGCUGCGUAUGCUCAUGAUGAGAAACUACUCAUCCACGUUUUCCAGGAAAGUUUGGCUGGGGUGGCAUUGAACUGGUACACCCACCUGGAGCCAUACCGAAUUCGUUGUUGGGCGGAUCUAGCUGACGCCUUCGUAAAACAAUAUGUAUACAAUACUCAUGUUGCUCCGGACCGUCUGCAGCUGCAGAAUAUGACAAAAAAGGACAAUGAAACUUUCAAAGAGUACGCCCAACGAUGGAGAGAGUUGGCUGCGCAAGUUGAGCCGCCGUUGUUUGAUAAGGAGAUGGUGUCGAUGUUCGUAAACACACUCCAGCCGCCAUUUUAUGAGCAUAUGGUUGGGAAUGUAUCUGUCAAUUUUGCUGACACCAUCAUCAUUGGUGAGAGGAUAGAAAUUGGAUUGAAAAACGGGAAGAUAGCAUAUGUCCCACCUGCAGCUACAAACUACAAAAAGCCCAGCUUCAAUCAGGGGAAGAAAAAAGAGGGGGAGGUACAUGCUACGUCGGUAAUGCCUGUGUGGAGAGGACGAGCUCCCGAUCCUAAUUAUCGACCAUACUUAAACCCACCUCCUUAUGCUGCUAACACCACGUUUGCUCACCAAGCUAGGCCUCAACAACAACAAGCGUAUUAUCCACCGCAGCGUAUCCCAUCCGAAGCUUCAAGACCGGCCGCAAACAUGGGCCCAAAUCUGAAUGUGGGUCACAACAACAACCCAAGGGGAAAUCAAUUUGUUAGGUUCACCCCAAUCCCUAUGACCUACACUGAAUUGUUACCUAACCUAGUCAAAAAGGGUCUGGUCGCCAUUUGCCCGAUGAAGCCUGUACAACAGCCGUACCCUAGGGGUUAUGACGCAAAUGCCAGGUGUAGUUAUCAUGCAGGAGGCGUUGGCCACUCGACCGAAGGAUGUAUGGCUCUCAAAUACAAAGUUCAGGCUCUGAUAGAUUCGGGUUGGUUAAAGUUUCAAGAGGACCAGCCCAGCGUCGAUACUAAUCCAUUGUCCGGGCACGGGAGUUCCUCGACGAACGCCGUCGAGGUUGGAAACCAUGAUCUGAUAAGAGAUGUGGGCGAAAUCCGAAGUUCUAGGAGGUUUAUCUUUGAAGCUUUGUUGAAGAAGGGCCUAGUGAAGGGCGAUUAUGAUCUGGGUAUAGCGUGCGCACUCCAUCCGGAGGCCGGGCACUCUAUUGAGGAAUGUAUGGAAUUCAAAAUUUUUCUACAAGACUUACUUGAUAGAAAUCUGAUGCAAGUGUGCCGCAAGGUCAGAGAAGAAGAAGUAUUUGCACAAAUUGGUGGAGAAUCUGAUGUGACUCUACCCGAACCUUUGGUGAUCCAUUUUACUAGGACCACCCCUGCACUGGUAACUGAAGGAAAUCCGUCUGUUGUCAUCCGAGUGCCAACUCCUUUCCCUUAUAAGAACGACAAAGCCGUCCCAUGGAGAUAUGGGGCAACUGCAUUAGAUGAGGGAGAAUAUGCAAAUCUGACUGUGGAAAACAUAUCAGGCAUUGGUGGAAUGACCAGAAGUGGUCGAAUCUUUACACCACCAGAAUUGGCGAGAGAAAGAACCAAUGAUAGGGAAGCAACAAUGGCUGCAAAAGCAAAGGAGUUCUUGAGGGGGAAGAACGUGGAGGCCGAGGAGACCCCCGACAAAGAGGAGAAGAGGGAAAUAUCUGAAGAAGAAGUUGGGGAAUUCCUAAAGUUCAUACAGCAGAGUGAGUACAAGGUGGUGGAACAGUUGAACCGCAUGCCUGCCCGGAUCUCCUUGCUAGAAUUACUCAUGCACUCUGCCUCCCACCGAAAGUUGUUGAUGAAGAUACUCAGUGAGGCUCAUGUGGAGCAGGAUAUUUCUCUGAACAAGUUCGAGGGCAUUGUUGGCAACAUCGUUGCUAAUAAUUACCUCACCUUCACUGAUGAAGAGAUACCUGUUGAGGGGAGAGGUCAUAACAAAGCCCUUCAUGUCUCUGUGAAAUGCCUGGAUCAUGUGAUGGCACGUGUCUUAGUGGAUAAUGGAUCCUCCCUGAACGUCAUGCCAAAAGCAACCUUGGAGAAGCUACCCAGUGACGGAACGCAUAUGAAACCAAGUUCUAUGAUUGUGAGAGCCUUUGAUGGUAGUAAGAGGGAAGUGAUGGGAGAGGUAGAACUACCAGUCCAAGUCGGUCCGUGUGUCUUUCAAGUGACAUUCCAAGUCAUGGACAUCCUCCCGGCCUAUAGUUGUCUGUUGGGUCGCCCAUGGAUCCAUUCUGCAGGGGUUGUGCCUUCUACACUACAUCAAAAGUUGAAGUAUGUUAUGGGAGACAAGCUGGUGAUAGUGGCAGGAGAGGAGGAUUUCCUGGUGAGCGGACCAUCAUCCUCCCGUUAUAUUGAAGUAGCCGAGGAAGCUCUCGAGACAACUUUCCAAUCUCUGGAGAUCGUGGGAAACACCUAUGUGGAGCCAUUCGUGGUCAACCCGCAUCUGUCGCGUGCUUCUAUCAUGAUGGCCAAAGUCAUGCUAAAAGAAGGUUAUGUGCAUGGGAAAGGUUUGGGUAGGUAUGGACAGGGGCGAGCAUUCCCUCUGGAGGUCGUCGAGAACAAGAAUAGGUAUGGCCUGGGAUACAAGCCCACCAAGGAGGAUAGGAGAAGGCUGAUAGAAGAAAGGAGAGCGCGCAGUCUGGCUCGGAUGGAAAGACGGGAGCCCAAAGUGGGAAGAAUUUGUAUCUGUGACCUCAAGGAGAGCUUUCGCAGCGCUGGUUGGGUUAACGUCGGCCACAUAGCAGCUGUGGGAGAUGAAGAUGGAUCGGAAGGCUCCAGUUUCGUGUGGGCCUGCUCCCCGGAUGCACGACUCGACAACUGGAAGAUGUUGGAUUUGCCCGUGAUGCUUAAUUUGAAUGAGAUAUAUGACAAUGAAUGUUUUGAAAGUAAUUAUGUCGAUAUUCCUGAUUUUGGGCGCCCUGUCAAUAAUACGGAAGAUGAUUGUGAUGAUGACCCGGAACCCCCUCCUGAACUGUUGAGACUAGUGGAACAAGAGUGUAAGGAGAUGAAACCUCACCAGGAAGAUGUUGAAGUACUCAAUUUAGGGAAUGAGGAUGAGGUAAAGGAGGUGAAGAUCGGUACAGCCAUGAAAGCAGAAGUGAAAGAAAAAUUGCGUGUCUUAUUGAGGGAGUUCAGGGAUGUGUUUGCUUGGUCUUACAAUGACAUGCCAGGCCUCGAUACAGAUAUUGUACAACACAAACUCCCACUCAAGCCGGAAUGCCCACCGGUAAAGCAAAAGCUAAGAAGAAUGAAACCAGAAAUGUCCUUGAAGAUCAAGGAGGAGGUACAGAAGCAAUUCGAUGCAGGGUUUCUAGCUGUGGCGAGAUACCCAGAAUGGGUAGCAAACAUUGUACCGGUGCCUAAGAAGGAUGGUAAAGUUCGGAUGUGUGUCGAUUAUCGAGAUUUGAAUCGCGCAAGCCCAAAGGACAAUUUCCCAUUACCACACAUCGACACCCUAGUUGAUAAUACAGCCAAGUAUUCACUGUUUUCGUUCAUGGAUGGUUUUUCGGGGUAUAACCAGAUCAAGAUGGCACCAGAAGAUAUGGAAAAGACGACGUUUAUUACAUUGUGGGGCACAUUCUGUUAUAAAGUGAUGUCUUUCGGACUCAAGAAUGCUGGGGCAACAUAUCAAAGGGCGAUGGUGGCACUUUUCCAUGAUAUGAUGCACAAGGAGAUUGAAGUUUAUGUGGACGACAUGAUCGCGAAGUCCGAAUCAGAAGAAGAACACGUCCUCAACUUGAGAAAGUUAUUCGAGAGAUUGAGGAAGUAUAAGCUUAGGCUGAAUCCCGCCAAAUGUACGUUUGGAGUGAAAUCCGGGAAAUUGUUGGGCUUUAUUGUCAGCCAGAGGGGGAUAGAGGUGGAUCCAGACAAAGUGCGAGCGAUAAUGGAAAUGUCUGCGCCUAAAACGGAAAAAGAAGUUCGAGGGUUUUUGGGUAGAUUGAAUUACAUUGCUAGAUUCAUCUCCCAAUUAACUGCUACUUGUGAACCACUGUUCAAGUUGUUACGGAAGAACCAGGCUGUGGUGUGGAAUGAGGAUUGUCAGGCCGCUUUUGAGAGAGUCAAACAAUACUUACAGGACCCUCCUGUAUUACGUCCACCAGAACCAGGAAGGCCACUCAUUUUGUAUUUGACUGUAUUGGACAAGUCAAUGGGUUGUGUAUUGGGUCAGCAUGAUGAGGAUGGCAAAAGAGAGCACGCUAUAUAUUACUUGAGCAAGAAGUUCACAGACUGCGAACAACGAUAUUCAUCGUUAGAGCGGACUUGCUGCGCAUUGGCAUGGGCCGCUCAUCGUUUAAGGCAAUACAUGUUGAGUCAUUCCACAUGGUUGAUAUCCAAGAUGGAUCCUAUCAAGUAUAUUUUUGAAAAGCCUGCUCUUACUGGAAGGAUAGCUCGAUGGCAGAUGCUAUUGUCAGAGUACGACAUCGUAUAUGUCACUCAAAAAUCUGUCAAGGGUAGCGCACUAGCAGAAUACCUGGCUCAUCAACCCCUUUGUGAUUAUCAACCAAUGCAACCUGAAUUUCCCGAUGAGGAUAUCAUGGCUUUAUUCGAAGAGAACAAAGAAGACCGAAACGAAAAAGCAUGGACAGUGUUAUCCGACGGAGCCUCGAAUGUGAUGGGACAUGGAAUAGGGGCAGUGCUUAUCUCCCCGGAGCGUCAGUAUAUACCAAUGACGGCAAGGUUGUGUUUUAGCUGCACAAAUAACAUCGUUGAAUAUGAAGCUUGUGCCAUGGGUAUUCGAGCAUCAAUUGAGUCUAAGGCGAAAAUUCUGGAUGUGUAUGGAGAUUCAGCUUUGGUCAUCCAUCAAUUGAAAGGAGAAUGGGAGACUAGGGAUACAAAAUUAAUUCCCUACCAAGCUUACAUCAGGGGAUUAAUGGAGUAUUUCGAUUCCAUCACAUUUAACCAUACACCGCGAGAAGAUAAUCAAUUAGCAGACUCACUGGCUACCUUGUCGUCAAUGUUUGACGUUGAUCAAGAUGCAGAAUUACCAAGAAUCAAAAUGAAAAGCCAUGCAGAGCCAGCAUAUUGCCACUUCAUCGAGGAGGAGUUAGACGGUAAACCUUGGUACUUUGAUAUCAAGCGUUAUCUUAAAACCCGAGAAUACCCUGAGGAUGCGUCUGAAAACGAUAAAAGAGCACUAAGAAGGUUGGUCGGCAGUUUCAUCUUAAGUGGGGAUGUUUUAUACAAGAGAAACCAUGACAUGGUUCUCCUUAGAUGUGUGGAUGCAAAGGAAGCCGAGUUGAUAUUGAAAGAAGUGCACGAAGGUACAUUUGGUACGCACAUGAAUGGACAUUCGAUGGCUAGGAAGAUCUUAAGAGCUGGUUACUUCUGGUUGACCAUGGAAAACGAUUGUUGCAUACACGUGAGAAAGUGUGAGAAAUGUCAGAUAUAUGCAAAUAAUAUCAAUGUGCCACCCACUGCUCUGAACGUGUUGUUUGCACCAUGGCCAUUUUCGAUGUGGGGAAUAGAUGUCAUCGGAGCUAUAGAACCAAAAGCGUCAAAUGGACAUCGCUUCAUACUAGUCGCAAUCGACUAUUUCACCAAGUGGGUUGAGGCUGCUUCGUAUGCCAACGUAACUAGAAAGGUUGUGGUUAGAUUCAUAAGGAAGGAGUUGAUCUGUAGGUAUGGGCUACCUAACAAGAUCAUCAUUGAUAACGCUACCAACCUGAACAAUCAGAUGAUGGCGGAGUUAUGUGAAGAAUUCAAAAUUCACCACCAUAAUUCCUCUCCUUAUCGUCCAAAGAUGAAUGGGGCAGUAGAGGCUGCUAACAAGAACAUCAAGAAGAUUGUGCAGAAGAUGGUGGUCACCUACAAGGACUGGCACGAAAUGCUUCCUUUCGCUUUGCAUGGAUACCGCACAUCAGUACGAACAUCAACUAGGGCCACGCCGUUCUCGCUAGUGUAUGGGAUGGAAGCGGUACUUCCAUUUGAGGUCGAAAUUCCCUCCUUACGCGUGUUAAUGGAAACUAAGUUAGAGGAAGCUGAGUGGGUUCAAACCCGAUUCGACCAACUCAACCUUAUCGAAGAGAAAAGGUUAACAGCAGUGUGUCAUGGACAGUUGUAUCAAAGGAGAAUGAAAAAGGCGUUUGACAAAAGGGUGCACCCAAGAGAGUUUCAUGAAGGCGAACUGGUGUUGAAGAGGAUUUUGCCCAUCCAAAAAGAUCAUCGAGGCAAGUGGACCCCAAACUAUGAAGGGCCGUUUGUGGUGAAGAAAGCAUUCUCUGGUGGGGCACUAAUUCUCACAAGGAUGGAUGGGGAGGAAUUACCGUUACCGGUUAAUUCUGAUGCGGUCAAAAAGUUCUAUGUAUGAUGAUUCCGUGAUAGGGGUUGCCGUUAGCGAAUAUUAACAUUGCCUUUUAAAUUGUUGUAAUCUGUGUUAUUUCAUUCAAUAAAUACCGCAUAUUAAAUUUUUGUUCAUACUUUCUGAAAUUAUUGCAUGUCGCGCUGAGCUGUUUAGGUAAAUAA